Parnassius apollo (apollo) is the source of this 207-nucleotide messenger RNA. The record is from the annotation of a GenBank genome assembly. Lineage: Eukaryota; Metazoa; Arthropoda; Insecta; Lepidoptera; Papilionidae.
AUGCGCCAAUGUGGAGAAAAAAUCUACGAGGAAGUUAAUGAUUCAGAUGAAAUUGCGGAUGAAGAACCAAUGCAGACCGAAAAUAAUGUUGGAGACGAAGACGAUGAUGGUCUUGAAGAUGUCGAAGAUCUACUAGAAACAGAAAGGCCUGUCGAAUCUAACAAUCAAGAAAUACAAUCAAAAAGACAGAAACUGAUGAAUAAGUGA